This is a messenger RNA of Magallana angulata, 783 nucleotides long. RefSeq names its product dermatopontin-like. The record is from RefSeq and is a predicted model, not a curated record. The transcript has 6 exons. Lineage: Eukaryota; Metazoa; Mollusca; Bivalvia; Ostreida; Ostreidae. The coding region runs from base 127 to 711 and encodes 194 amino acids.
CUUGUUCCAUUACUGGGUUUAUUCGGCCAUAUUUAUGUCAUAAGUUCAAAUGAUAAUGUCUUCUAUUUGCCCUAAAGUUGUACACGGUAUUUAAGAAAAAACACCUUAUCGCCGUUAUCAGUAGACAUGGCCAUGCUGGAAGUCGGAGUUGUCGUCGCCUUAUCCCUGUUCCUUGGGGUGGAGUCCUGGGUUAAUGACUAUGACAAACCUUUCACAUUCACGUGCCCCUCACAUCAGUCAAUCAACCGGGUGGUAAGUCACCAUGACAACGGGCCAGAGGAUCGCAAGUUCGACUUCCAGUGCACUAAGUACACUGAAGGCACGGAAAGUUGUUUCUGGUCAGAGUACGCGAAUAACUUUGACCAACCAGUCGCUUUCCAGUGCCCGAAUGGUGGCGUUAUGGAUGGCGUCGGUAGUUACCAUGACAACGGAUCAGAGGACAGACGCUUCCGUUUCUACUGUUGUGAAAAACCAGGAAUGUGUCUGUACAACUGCUUCUACAGUGGCUGGGUCAAUAGUUACGACGGAGAUUUGGACUACACAGUACCAGCUGGUCACGUGAUGAGGGGCAUGAUCAGUAUCCAUGACAACGGGGCCGAGGACAGAAUUUUUGAUUUUGAGGUCUGUCUUAUGCAGCAAUGCACGGACUCGAAUCCAGGUGGGGGUACGAUCGGGAAAAGAUCAGCAAACAACACGAGUGGACGUCAUUGAUUGUCUAAAAUCUACUUUAUUUUGGUUUUAUAUAUAUAUAUGGAUUAAUGAUAUAAACGUAUACCAAUGCCC